Molecule: messenger RNA, 2286 nt
Organism: Paraglomus occultum
Lineage: Eukaryota; Fungi; Glomeromycota; Glomeromycetes; Paraglomerales; Paraglomeraceae
Source: the annotation of a GenBank genome assembly
AUGGCACGUACUAGUUCUACUGAUGGUAGCGAUAAUGAAAUGCAAGUAGACGGCGGUACUCGUACUAAAGAAAUGGAGGAACGUAAAGGGGAGCGUAUUACGGGUAACGCGGCGGAAUUAGCCCUUCUCAACACUGAUGACAAACAAUUGGAGGCUGGAGACAGCGGGAGAAGCAACGAGGGAAACGAAGAUGGUCAUUCAGGCAUGAAAGCAGCCGAAAGUCAUAGUGGGAGUUUGAACGAGGAUGCAGACAGGAAGACAGUUGGGGCUGCAGUCGAUAAUCGAGGCGGGCAUGCAGUCGAUAAUCAAGUCGUACAUGCAGUCGACAAUCAAGCCGAGAAUUUAAACGAGGAUUCAGGUGUCAAUUCAGACGAGAGUCCGACCAAGAAUCCAGACCCCAUGAAGGAAAAGAACAAGCGCGAUUCUGAUAUCUUACCUGUUGCCAUCGAUGAAGAGCAAGGUCACACCGAAAACCCAGAUCAGUCGCAACGAGGAUUAGCAUCAGAUUCAGGAUUACCUAGCCAGCCCAAUAAUCAUCCACCGAACAGCUUUAACGAUGACGGUAUUGGACAAUCCAAUCUACUGGAAGGACUUCCUGAUGAUCGUGGCGAAAGAAUGGUGGAUCAGGUACACGGUACCCGUAGGGACAAGCAAUUACUCCGUGAUUUAUUUGCAAAAAUCGGGGCACAGUUAGAAAUGACUAGGUAUCCUGAAAAUGGUCCUGACCUGAUAGAUCGUGUCAAUGCCCUUGAAGGCACACUGAAUAGCUUCGUUAAUGUUCAAGAAGAAUAUAUUAAACGUUUAGAAACCGCGCUGAAGCUUCAGCAAGAAAGAUGUGUAGAGUUGAAUGAGAAAAUGUACAAAGCAGAAAAUCAAUGCAGAGAUCUAGAAACCCAACUCAAUGUAACUAAAAAAAGCUUAUAUGAAAUCAGCCAGACACAUUCAAAUAGAGACACGAGAGACUAUCGUGGAGACGGCAAAGAGAUCAUAGCGGAGCUUCAGCAUAAAAGGGAAGAAGUAUUGUACUACAAGCAUGCAAUGGAAUCGACGAACGAAAGAUUUGCUCAGCAGUUACAAAUUAACGAAAAGAACCAGCAAAUUAUUAAUCAUUAUAGAUGUAAAUAUGAUUACGGAGUUGAAUCUGACAGUGAAAUUAUGUCGUUACGUCAGCUGAAGCAAGCAUUGGAGAAACAGCUCCGCGAGGCGCGUAAUAAUAGUAACUAUUACAAUCACGCAUAUCAGAACGAAAAAGCAGAACGCAGACAGUCGGAGGACUCGUUUCGUCGUGAAUUUCAACAGAUGCAACAAAGAGUUAAAGAAGCUGAGGGUAGAGCUUCCGAAUUGCAGAGAAAGAAUAACCUACUCAAGGAGGAAGCUACCAGUUAUCAAGCUGCUCUUGGCGAUACUACUAAUGUCAGAUGGGGCGAUAAUGAUAAGAAUUAUUCUGUCCAGCUUGGAAAGGACAUUCUUAAAUUGCAAAAUAGUCUAAAAGAGUUUACUCAAUUAAAAGGUAGGCAUAUUGCUAUUCAAGAACAAGGGAUUGCUGGGCUAUUGCAGAAAUAUGACUGUCGACUAGAGCCUCCAACGAAGUUAAUCGUCAGCGCUGCACUACAAAGGUAUAUUAUUGAGAAAGUGUUGAGACAUAUAAAAAAUUAUUUCAACAAAAGUAUCGAGGAUUUGAAUGUGAAAAGUAAUAAGGAUCUUGAAUUAUACACUAAGGCUGAUCUAAACUAUUUCUUGGAAGCACUUAUCUUGAAUUCGACAUUGAGUUUGGAGAGUUAUAUAAAAGAGUUUGCUGAGAAGCGCAAAGGAGAGGAUGAAUUGACACGUAUGACGGGAGUGAAGAUAUGUCAACAAGUAUAUGCUGUACUUGGCAAUCGCAGUUUCGCGGUCAAUGAUCAUACAUUUUUAGUAAACGUAGUUAAUUCUGUAUUGAAUGAUCUCGACAAAUGUCGUCAGAUUAAGGAUGAAUCAAAAAGGAAAGAUAUCGAAGAUUUAGCUCAGUCUGUCGUUCUUGAGAUUAUUCGUAUAUUUUAUUUCAGGUUCCGGACUCAAGUCCCGGUUGUCGAGUAUAAAUUUUACCAGAGUGGAGACAAGUUUGAUUCUGCUACAAUGGAGUGUGCGCAAGAUGAUGACGGAGAGGAUGACAAGCAAGUUGUUGAGAUAUGUUCGUUCCCACUAGUCGGGGUGAAUAUUUCGGAUAAGAAGAAGAGGCAGAUCUUCAACAAAGCGAAAGUCCAACUGAGGCCAGGUCCUUCUUCCAGUAGGUGGGGAAUUUUUUCAUAA